This is a messenger RNA of Rhizophagus irregularis DAOM 181602=DAOM 197198, 504 nucleotides long. The record is from RefSeq and is a predicted model, not a curated record. Lineage: Eukaryota; Fungi; Glomeromycota; Glomeromycetes; Glomerales; Glomeraceae.
AUGGCUGAAAUUAUCAUAAUUGAAAAACAAGAAAUAAUUAAACAAAAAGAUAAUGAAAUAACAGCUCUCCAGCAAAAUUCUCAAAACUUGACUAAAGAAAAAACUGAACUAGAAGAGGAGCUAGCAGUAAAGGAAAGAAUUAUUGAAGGGACAAAUAACAACAUACAAGAAGAAAAAGGAAAAUUGGAAAAUGAAAUAAGCAAAUUAAAGGAGAAAAAUCAAAUUAUUGAGAAGGAUUUAAUUCAAGCUCAAGAGCAAAUAAAAGCUAAUAUAGAAAUCAGCCAAAAACAAAAUGAUCAACUACAAAAAAAGAUAUUUAAAAAACAAGAAAAGAUUAGACAAAAAGAAAAUGAAAUAGAAGCACUACAGCAAAAUUCUCAAAACCUAACUAAAGAAAAAACUGAACUAGAGGAGGAAUUAGACAAGAAAAUAAGUGAAUUAGAAAUUGAAUUAGUAAAAAAGGAAAAAAUCAUUGAAACAGCAAAUAAAGAAACUGCUCAUUAG